Paramecium pentaurelia is the source of this 791-nucleotide messenger RNA. The record is from the annotation of a GenBank genome assembly. NCBI's taxonomy places the organism in Eukaryota, Ciliophora, Oligohymenophorea, Peniculida, Parameciidae.
AUGAGAUCAAAACCUAAUUAAGCUUAAGAAGAUAUUAUGAUUAAGGAUCUUUAGAGGGUUAUCUAAUUAAAUGACUUACAGGCAAGAGAAAUUCUCAAUCAAACCUAAUGGAAUUUAUAAAAAGCUACUAAUUAUAUUUUAGACAUUCAAAAAUCAGGAAUAAAAAUUGAAGAGCAAUUUAAAAAAUAUGCAACAAAACAAUCAUUAGUAAUAGAUGAAAAUGGAAUUUCAUAAUUUUGUAAAGAAUUAGAAAUUGAUUUAAUGGACCCUGUUAUCUUAUAUAUAUCAUAUAUCUUUAAAAGUGAGACCAUGGUAUAUUUAUUUAAUAUUUAAGGGUAUUUAUACAAAAUUUGACUUUCUUUAUGGAUUUACAAUAUUGAAAGUCUAGUCUACAUCUGAAUUGAAAAAAGUAUUAAAACGUUUAAAAGAUGAUCUUAAUAAUAAUUAGGAAAUUUAAAAAUCAGUCUAUAAAUAUUGUUUUGAUUUUACUAAAUAAAAAAAUAGAAAAGAUAUCGAACUACGAUUUGCUCAAGGAUUAUGGGAAACACUUUUAACAAAUACAUUUCCAAUCAUGAAAUAAUUCUUGAAAUAUGUUAGUGUAAUGAUAAUUAAAGUUUUAGUAAAUUCAAGAAAAGGAUUAAAAACAUAUCUCCAGAGAUACCUAUUAUAUGGUUUGGGAAUUUUGUGUUUAAAUUGGUGAAGAUUUAUCUAAAUAUGAUUACAAAAAUGGAGCAUGGCCAACUUUUAUUGAUGGUUUCUAUUUGUAUAUGUUUCCUAAUCAUAAAUAAUGA